AUAGAUGACCAAAAAAAAUAAAAAAAUUGUUUGAGUGGCACUCAGUACGAGUCUGUGAAUAUUUGGUGAAAAACAGGGUAAGCUUGAAAAAUGUAUACAACUAACUCAUUGGAGAUUGUAUGUGUGUUCUUGCCCACUUGGGUUUCCAUCAUCUAUUACUCUACUCUGAAAUGAUGUGCAAUAGGUAGCUAAUUGUGGUCUUCAUUACAAUGCUUCUCUUCAGAACUCCUUACAACAGACUUGCAGAAGUCAAAUUUAAGCAAGCUUCAAUUUUUUUGAGACACCCACAAAUUUUGUUUGAAACCCAGAAUACAUACCACUUACAUGGCAUUGCUUAUGAUCCCCAAAUUCCAAUUGGUGACCAUCAAUCUCAAUUGGGACAUAAUGCACACCAACUGUUCGAUGAAAUGUCCGAGUCGAAUGUUGUUACUUACAAUCACUUGCUCUUUGAAUAUUCUCGCAGUAAUAAGAAUGUGGAAGCUUUGAAUUUAUUCUUUGAAAUGCAUAGGUUAGGUUUGGUGAAUAAUGGGUCGAGCCUAUCUUGCGCACUGAAGGUGUCUGGUGUUUCGAAUAAUCGGAUUGUUGGAAAACAAUUACAUUGCCAUUGCAUUAAAUCGGGUUUGGGGGUGGAUGUUAGUGUGGGUACUUCUUUAGUUGAUAUGCAUAUGAAGUUUGAUAAUGUGAAAGAUGGAAAGCGUGUGUUUGAUGAAAUGGAGGUGAAAAAUGUGGUUACUUGGACUUCUUUGCUUUCCGGAUAUGUGCAACAUGGAUCGGUAGAACAAGCAUUAGAGGUAUUCACUCGGAUGGGAAAGGAAGGGAUCAGGCCUAAUCCAUUUACUUAUGCAGCUGUAUUUGGGGCUUUAUCGGAUUAUGAUAUGAUUGUUAAAGGAAGUCAAGUUCAUGCAGAAGUGAUAAAGAGUGGUUUUGAGUAUUUUAAUCCAGUGGCGAAUUCCUUAAUUAACAUGUAUGCAAAGUCUGGAAUGGUGAGAGAGGCUAGAGAUAUUUUUGCUAUCAUGGAAAGCAAGGAUGUUGUUUCUUGGAAUGGUAUGAUUGCAGGCCUUGUGACAAAUGGGCUUGAUAAGGAAGCUCUUGAGCUGUUUCAGCAGAUGAGAUGUGAAGGCAUACAGCUGACACGGCUGAUCUUUGCUACCGUUAUUAAAGCUUGUGCUAGUAUAAAGGAAUCCUCUUUCACGAGACAGCUUCAGUGUCGAGUGAUUAAGAGUGGAUAUGACUUUGAUCUUAAUAUAAGGACUGCUCUAAUGGUAGCUUACAGUAAGUGUGGUGACAUGGAUGGUUCUUUCAAGAUGUUUAAGACAAUGCAACAAAGUCAAAAUGUCAUCUCCUGGACAGCCAUGAUUAGUGGGUACUUGCAGAAUGGGGGUAAGGAAAAGGCAGCUCAUAUCUUUCUUGAUAUGAACAGGAUGGGAAUUAGACCAAACGAUUUCACUUAUUCCGCUAUCCUUACUGCUCAUUCUUGUGUAUCUCCAUAUCAGAUACAUGCACUUGUAGUUAAAACACGUUAUAUGAGCUCCCCAAAUGUUGGGACUUCUCUUCUGGAUGCUUAUAUCAAGACUGGAAAUGUAGUUGAAGCUGCCAAAGUGUUUGAAAAUAUUAGCCAGAAGGAUAUUGUGGCAUGGUCUGCGAUGUUGGCUGGAUAUGCUCAAGUAGGAGACACGGAAGGAGCUAUUAAUGUAUUCCGUCAGUUGUCAGAGGAAGGCAAUUAUCCAAAUGAGUAUACUUUCAGUAGUGUCAUCAAUUCAUGUGCUGCCCCUGAAGCAGCAGUAGAACAGGGAAAACAGCUUCAUGCUUUCUCAAUAAAAUAUGCAUACAACAAUUAUUUGUGUGUUAGUAGUGCUCUUGUUACAAUGUACUCAAAGAAGGGUAACAUUGAUAGUGCAAGUAAGUUAUUUAAAAGGCAAGGGAAAAGAGAUUUAGUUUCAUGGAACUCGAUGAUUUCUGGAUAUGCACAACAUGGUUAUGCACACAAGGCGCUUGAGGUAUUUGAUGAAAUGCAAAGGGAAAACAUAGGAAUGGAUGGGAUUACAUUUGUCGGUGUGAUUUCUGCCUGUACUCAUGCUGGACUAUCGGAAGAAGGUCAAAAGUACUUUGACGAAAUGGUAAAGGAGCAUCAUGUUUAUCCAAGUAUGGAACACUAUGCUUGUAUGGUGGACCUUUAUAGUCGAGCUGGAAUGCUUGAAAAAGCCAUGAAUUUCAUUACUCAGAUGCCAUUUCCUGCUGGGGCAACAGUGUGGCGAAGUCUUUUGGGUGCCUGCCAUGUUCGCAGAAAUGCAGAGGUGGGAAAAGUUGCUGCAGAAAACCUGAUAUCCAUUGAACCAAAAGAUUCAUCAGCCUAUGUUCUACUAUCAAACAUAUAUGCAGCUACUGGAGACUGGAAAGAGAGAGCUAAAGUAAGAAAGUUGAUGGAUCACAGAAAAGUGAAAAAGGAAGCUGGUUACAGCUGGAUUGAAGUUAAGAACAGGACUUACUCGUUCUUAGCUGGUGAUCGUUCUCAUUCAUUGUCGGACAGUAUAUAUUCAAAGCUUGAAGAGUUGUCUACUCGAUUGAAGGAUGCAGGGUAUUGUCCAGAUACCACAUAUGUGCUUCAUGAUGUGGAAGAUGAGCAUAAGGAAGCUAUCUUAUCUCAACACAGUGAAAGACUAGCUAUAGCUUUUGGGCUAAUUGCGACCCCUCCUGGCACUCCUAUACAAAUUGUGAAGAAUCUGCGAGUCUGUGGGGAUUGUCAUGCUGUUAUUAAAAUAAUAUCCAAGAUUGAGGAUCGAGAUAUAACUGUUAGGGAUUCAAACCGUUUUCAUCACUUCAGAGGAGGAUUGUGUUCAUGUGGUGACUUUUGGUGAUUCAUCAGUAAAGGGGAAGAAAUGUGCAUAGUUGCACAAUGGCUGUAAGACUGCAGGAAUCAAAGUUUAGACUGAUCUGGAAUUCAUUUUCUCACUGACUCCUGGAGAGUGUCAGCUAACACAACUGUUUUACGGAAGGCUGCGUGCAAGAACGGCCUAGAGAUGGUUAAAAAGCUGAUUACAGAGCAUGACAAAUUGACAACAUAGCUGACAAAGCUGCCUUCAGAGUUCAGAGUAUGUAUGAGCUUAGGAGAUGACAUUUUUUAGAGCUGCUUGCUCAUAAAAGCCUGAAUUCCCUUAUAGUAAAUCCAUAAUAUUCCCAGCUCACAUUUUACAAACACUGUCACUGAAAUGAAUAUGAUUUCACUAAAUACGCUUCAGUCCGCA
Molecule: messenger RNA, 3242 nt
Organism: Spinacia oleracea (spinach)
Lineage: Eukaryota; Viridiplantae; Streptophyta; Magnoliopsida; Caryophyllales; Amaranthaceae
Product: pentatricopeptide repeat-containing protein At2g27610
Exons: 1
Coding region: 210-2855 (881 amino acids)
Biological process (GO): RNA modification
Molecular function (GO): zinc ion binding; RNA binding; protein binding
Source: RefSeq, a predicted model, not a curated record